AUGCAGUAUGUGCUAAAAGAUCAGACUAUGGGUAGUAAUGCCGUUGUUGGCGGUCUCGCCACAUUUUCGGCGGUAGCCACCACCAUCUCCUUGAUAAGCGUUGUCUACCUCGUCAAUGACAUCAGCAAUUUCUACGAUGAUGCUUUGCUCGAGCUUGACAGCUUCAAGGACACCGCCAACACUGCCUGGCACAAGAUGCAGUCUGCUCCAGAAAGGACGCGUGAAAAAAGGGCAACAGCUUCCACCUGCAACUGUGGCCAGCAGUCCGCCAACUGUCCCAGAGGACCACCAGGUCCAAUCGGAAAACCUGGACUCGUCGGAGAAGAAGGAACCGCUGGUGUUCCUGGUAAACGUGGCCGUGACGGUAAUACCAUUUUGAACCAAGAAUACCAAACAUGCAUCAAAUGCCCAAUGGGACCACGAGGACCACCGGGUCCUGACGGCGACGAAGGAGAACCGGGACAUGAUGGAGCCUGUGGCGAGGAUGGUAGCAAGCCUCAUGAUGGUCAUAUGGGAUCAAUGGGAUUGUAUGGAGAGAUGGGACCACCCGGGCCACCUGGACCACCAGGAGAUCCAGGAGAGCCUGGUGGCCAUGUCACUUACAAAAGAGGAUCGCCUGGACCACCUGGACCAAUGGGACCCAUGGGUCCGCCAGGACCAUACGGACCAGAGGGUCCAGAAGGACCUCCAGGAGAGCCUGGACCGAUGGGACCUAUGGGACCACCUGGAAAAGAUGGAAAGAAAUCAAAGGAUGGAACAGAUGGAAAACACGGAGAAGAUGGUAAACCAGGCAAAAAUGGCGAGUACUGCCCGUGCCCGCAGAGAUACGCAGCACCAAGGGACAAAUCAAGCUAUGCUCUACAUCGUUCCCUCGCUCAUGAUGAUGACUCAAAUAAUGAAGAAAACAGUGAGAACUUCAAGAAGGUCAAGAAGGUCGUAAAGAAAAGUGUGGACGAAACGCAUGUAGCCAAUGACACCGAACUGCUGGAGCCUGCACAUCGUCCUACUGUUAACGACAUCACUAUGCUUGGUGGUAACGAUACCGUAUCUCUCGGCGGGAACAACGAUACUGUUGUGGAGACAUCUCAGUAG
Messenger RNA from Cylicocyclus nassatus, 1092 nucleotides. The record is from the annotation of a GenBank genome assembly. Lineage: Eukaryota; Metazoa; Nematoda; Chromadorea; Rhabditida; Strongylidae.